Molecule: messenger RNA, 817 nt
Organism: Phragmites australis (common reed)
Lineage: Eukaryota; Viridiplantae; Streptophyta; Magnoliopsida; Poales; Poaceae
Product: cortical cell-delineating protein-like
Exons: 1
Coding region: 124-507 (127 amino acids)
Source: RefSeq, a predicted model, not a curated record
UUAUAUAUAUUAAACACGCAAGCAGCUAGCAGCUAGCAGCUAGCAGCUACCACCUAGCUGCCUUCUAGCUGCUCACAACACUUGGAUCGAUCAACAAGCUAUAUAUCUUGGUAGCGAAUAGCAAUGGCGCCAUCCAAGCUUGCCAUGUUGCUCGCCCUGAGCGUCCUCUCCUUGGCAGCAGCGGUGCACGGCUGCGCGCCGUACUGCCCUACCCCCACCCCGCCGGUGGUGCCGACACCGUCCGGCGGCGGCUCGUGCCCGAUCAACGCGCUGAAGCUGAGCGUGUGCGCCAACGUGCUGAACCUGCUCAAGAUCAGUUUGCCCCCGCAGAACGACGACUGCUGCCCGCUGCUGCAGGGGCUCGUCAACCUCGACGCCGCCCUCUGCCUCUGCACCGCCAUCAAGGCCAACAUCCUCGGCAUCAACAUCAACGUGCCCGUCGACCUCAGCCUCCUCCUCAACCACUGCGGCAAAAUCUGCCCCGCCGACUUCACCUGCCCCAACUAGAGUUACUCAUCAGUAACUAUUCAUCGUCCAUCACCUCACGUGCAAAUCAUAUAUAGUAUAUGCGUGCGUGCGUGCAUAUACAUACAUGCAUAUGGGUUCCCUCCACAGUCCACACCUCGUGCAAGCAAGUCAUGUAACCGUACGUUUGUGUAAUGUUGUCCUUUUAUUUGCCGUCCUCUGUGCUCCCGGGUGAUAGCUCGGGAGCUAGCUUGUACCAUGCAAAUGUGUGCUCUUACAUACACACAGUCAGACAUGUUGUUUCUAUACGUACGUCAAAUAAAAGUUUAUACAGCAGGUUGUGUUGUGUUAA